This is a messenger RNA of Magallana angulata, 1579 nucleotides long. Its product is annotated as fos-related antigen 1-like. The coding region runs from base 165 to 1166 and encodes 333 amino acids. Gene Ontology annotation, cellular component: nucleus. Gene Ontology annotation, biological process: regulation of transcription by RNA polymerase II. The record is from RefSeq and is a predicted model, not a curated record. The transcript is spliced from 4 exons. Lineage: Eukaryota; Metazoa; Mollusca; Bivalvia; Ostreida; Ostreidae. Gene Ontology annotation, molecular function: RNA polymerase II cis-regulatory region sequence-specific DNA binding; DNA-binding transcription factor activity, RNA polymerase II-specific.
UAUUCCUUCUCAGUACAAGCAGUGACGAGUGAGUCAUACACUGGAAAUCUCGGAGAAUUCUCUUCCAAAGUCCGGAAGUAUCAAAUCGAGGAUAAAACUCAACACUUUUUUCUUAUAACGGUUCCACUUAAAUCGUCAAAAUUGCAAAAAUACUUUUUAAAACGAUGUAUAGUCGGGAGAACAGCGACUAUAGCGACGAGUCGAAGUACGUGGCGAACAUUCUCUCCUCCAUGGCCAGUGCCAGCGCCGCCUCCACCACGUACUCGAUCCCGGCGUCCUAUGUCAGCGGCAUUACCUCCCAGUCUAACGGCCUCACCCCCACGACCCUGGCCAACCUUGAACAGACCUUCAUCGAGCUCCAGUCGGUGCCCACAAAUCUCUCCUCCGGCCAGGACCCCCUUACCCAGAGCGGAUUCGUCCCCCCGAUCGUCGACCCCGCGGGGAGCGAUCGGUCAUCGGACAGAUAUGAUUAUUCCGACAUGAGCGACGCAGACUGGCCCCCCACCAAACGAGGGAGGGGCGGGGACGGUCAGGACCUGACCGGUUAUGACAUGACAACAAGCGUGGGAGGUGGAAGGAAGAGAAAGCGUGAUGAAAAGAUAAGUCCCGAGGAGGAAGAGAGGCGUCGAGUCCGAAGGGAGAGAAACAAAUUAGCAGCAGCAAAAUGUCGGCAGCGGAGAGUUGAUCACACAAACCGCCUUAUUAUUGAAACUGAAAAGCUCGAGAAAGAGAGAGAGUCCAUUGAAGCUGAUAUUCAGACUUUGCAGCAACAGAAAGAUCAGCUUGAGUUUGUCCUGCAGGCUCAUCAGCCAUUGUGUAAAGUAGACUCGUCCCAGCCAUCAGUAAAAGUGAAAUCCGAAAACUCGCACAACCCGUGUGGCGGCCCAAAACUUCCAGUGUCGUCUGCUGGUUCCAGCGUGCGCCCCAGCACCCUUCCUCUCAUUAAGAGAGAGAAGAAGGACGGAGACGUUUCCGUAAGUUCCGCUACUGGAAUUCCAAUCACGACCCCCUCUAGCGGAUUCUUGUUUACCCUGGACAAUAUGGUGGACCACACUGGUCUCACCCCCAUCACUAACGGACCCUCCUCUUGCAGCAGUGAAGUGAAUAGGACUUCCAGUGAAAGCAAUUCCGAAAGCGCUAGUUCACCGACCUUGAUUUCUCUGUGAAUUUCCAUAUAAAAAGCAUCACCAAUCGAAUAUUAAAAAUGUCAACGAUUGCUUCGUUUUUAUUUCAUUUAGCUACGGGACACAUUUUUACUUUCUUCAGUUGAAGCUUGCCACCUGUUUAAAAAAAAUUUCCUUUGUUUCGGAUGCCAGUUCAGUUGAUUGUAUGUAAAUGUUAUAUAUUUAGGUGUAAAUGAUAUUUAUUUUUCAUGAGUGUACAAUGAACUGUUGUAACAUUUGAUAUCUGACUAUUUUGUUUUUUCUGCCAUUGUGUUCGUGGGUCUGUUGGGUAUACGUGCUGAGCACGUUUGGUGCUUCCCUUUUUCUAUUUUGUACAUAGAUACCCUGGAACGUUUUGUUCCAUACUAUUUAUACUUUUUUGUACAUUUGAAUAAAGAUAAGUGAAAAAUAAAUAA